UACUUCGUCUCUAGAACAAGCAGUUACGCUCCUCGCCCGAAUAAUAAAUACGACUUUCCAUUUUCAACGUAAGUGAUUUUCUGUCAAUCCCAAAAACAAAUAAUAAGAGGAUCUUUUGAAAUCAUAUUUUGGUAAAUAUACGACUACACGCGUUUGCACUAAACUAAUCAAAUGUCCAAUUAAAACCUUGUAAUAAAUAAUGAUUAAUUUUGAAAUCAAGUUAUAUUGUUAAAUUUUAUCCCAAAGUUUUCACAAAACUAACGCAACGAUAGAAAUAUAUCGUCAAUUUCACUUUUAAUAAAUCUUGAACAAAUGUUAACGUUAAAUUAAACAUAUACAAGAAACACGUACAAUUUGAAAUACAAAGACACAUGAAGGAUUUCAUAGCACAUGGUCACGUGAGCGUAUUUGCAAGUAAAUAGGGAGGAAUGGUUUGAGCUUGAAGAAAUCACGUUAUGUAUACGUAUUUUACUCGCACAAAAUCUCAUUUUUGCACAGCGUUAUUAUAUAUGCGUUCAUCUCUUUUACUCCGAUCUUUCGUCUUUUUCGGCUAGCUACUACGUUCGUCGCAUAGAAUUGUUCACCGAUCGUGUCUAUAAGCAUAUAGUAUAUACACAGGCGCCAUAUUUGUCGUAUCGCAGUGUGGAAACACAUUGUAUACGAACGUCAACACAAUGGAAUACGACAACGUGUUGCUGUGUCUGAGAAUGGCAAGUUGUCGCAAAAGUCUAGCUGUAUUUAUUCCGACAUUUCUGAACUGUAUUCUCUAGCAAAAGUGUUAUAAGAGUAACAAAGAGCGCGGAGAUGGAAGAAGAAGGAAGGAGAAGAUAAAGAAACAGUUACAAAGUAUCGAGUGCGAGAGGGAGUUGACCGAAGAAAAAGUACCGGUGUGGUGGGGCAGUUAGCGACAGUAUGCCGGUAGUGGUAACGCGGGUGUCGGUGUUGUGCCGAAGGUAUAUGCGUGCAUAGAUACACGAACACGCGCGCAGAUUGGAAAGAGAAAGAGAAUAAGAGGGAGUAAGAAGGAAGAGCGACAGUAGACAAGAGGAGUGGUAGAGGAGCACGAAGAACCAAGUUGCCAGAGACAGUGUCGAGAGAAGUGGUCGGUCGGUGGCAGUUCGAGUCUGUCGUCAGGUCAAGAAACGUGUGGUUAGAUUCGAUUCGUUGGCAACGUUCUUCGCAUUUUUAUUUUCUUAUCUUCGUCAAAGUUUCUCGCGAGCCGAAUAAAAUUGUGUGAUUGAGGGGUAUUCGCGGCGUUUUUCAAUAUGGGUUAAAGAGUGUUUCUCCGUUAUUUCUUGAUCAUAUCUUACGUGCAAACUUCGAUAAGCUGUGUUUCAAAGUGUAAAUUAGUGUGCGUAUUGUGCAAGUUGUUUGAACGCAGCUCACUGAUCGAGGUGGCACGUUUACUUGUGUAUUCGUCCCUCUCUUUUUUCGUUUCGUUCUUUCGUUUUGGUAAAGAACCGAGAGAAGAUUAUUCAAUUGCAAGUAAAAAAAAAAAAAUAAGCGAUAUAAGUGAACAUUCGUUUAUCGAAAUCGAAUGAACCGUAUGCGUCGACGACGACGUCGAAGACGAGGACGAAGGGGAUAGUCGAUGGCAAUAGCGCAAUGAAACACGGAUAAUGCGGCAACUACGUGACCGACCGAGCAACAUUUAGCAAUAAGAAAGAUCAACCUCGACCUCCAAAUACGUUGCCGACAGUAUAAUCUCGACGAGUUUAUAUUUCCAAGGGUUAAGAAGUGUAUUCAGGAAAUACAAUCGUUUUAUCCAUCUACUUUGAAAACCACAUGAUCAUAAUAGAAAAUUUUCAUCGUUCGAUGUGUGCGAACUUCUAUGAAGAAAUUUUUAUACUGGUCCUCGAGAAACCGUUAAUCGAGACUGGAUCGGAUCGAGCAAAGUAGGACAAAGUGCAAUAAUCCUACUUAAGGAAAAAUCUGUGCUGUAUACUUUUAAAAUUUUUUAAAAAACUAAUGAUCUCUGAAAAAUAUCUUAAAUCAUAAAUAAUAAUAUUUUAAAUAUAUACAUAUUAUAUACAUAUUUCUUCUAUUUGCUAAUAACUUAUCUGGAUAUAUUCUACUGGAUAGCAUAGUAUUACAUAGAAAGGCUGCAAAUGAAAACCAAGUACCUUAGAAAGUACCAAAUAAAUCGAGUAGAUUCACUUUGUUUAGGAAUUUUAAGAGAAUUAAAUCAUUAAGAAAACGUGUCGUUAUCAACUUGAAACUGUUUAAUCUGGUGUCUAUAUCUAUAUCCUGUUUGCGCAAAAGAUAAAAAUAUAGAAAAACAAGGGCAAAUUGAGAUCGGUCGAGAUGAUCGUCGGGAAUAUAACGAAAUCCUGCUCGUUGUGCGACAACGGAAAAGAAGAGCAGAGAGAUUAGUCGAGAAAAGGAAAACAUUCGGAUCGAUCGGAGAGCGAAGCAAAGACCCAUUUAGAAUACAGAAAGAAUCGUCGAGGUAUGUGCAACAAGUUAAGGGGAAGCACGUGACUGUUAUCUGCUAGAGCAAACAUCCGAACAACAUAGAUAAAAUUGGAAGCGACGACCGCAAAACUUGAGAUACGCGCAAAAAAUAUACCCGCAUAUAUAUAUAUAUAUACGUAUAUACGUUCUUUUACUUACGAGUCGCGAAGAAAAACUCGCUGGCCGAGUUUAAAGGAAACGUCAAAGAUUGCGAUCGGUUUGUUGGUCACGAAUCGAGGGAAGUUGGAAAUCGUCGUUUUGUGUGCUGUCGCGUAUUUCGAAAGCAUGUAGCAACAUGUUUGAAUUUGCCGGGCAAUUCUAUUCGCAGAAGGGCGUGAAACUUUGAAUGACUUUCCCGUUUUGCGGCUUCAUUUUUGACUCGUCCGACGAGAGGACGAGACAAAUGCCCGUCGCUUCAGAAGAUUGGGUCCCGCACCCGGCUAAGAUAACCAGUUCUAUUACCACUGUCAAAGGUGCCACUAUCCAAAGCACGACUACAUCUUGGAUGUCGCCAUACAGCAGAGCGUCUCCCUCUGAACGUCCAACCUCUAACAACAACAAUAAUAAUAAUAAUAAUGGAGUUGUCAUACUCGAAGGAUGUAGACCACCUGCUGCCACCACUGCUAGAAGGUUUCUCAGGUGGUUCAGCAGACUUGGUCAACCGCCAAUGGGGAAAUCAGGGGUGUUGGAGAUGGCGGCCACAGAGAGCACGAUCCGUUUCAGCGGGCACACAUUGGACAAGGCUACAAAGGCCAAGGUAACCUUGGAGAAUUACUACAGCAAUUUGAUAGCCCAGCAUAUCGAGCGAAAGCAGAGGCUUGCGAAAUUAGAGGAAUCGUUGAAAGACGAAGGACUGUCGGAGCAACAGAAGCAGGAGAAACGGUUGCAACAUGCCCAGAAAGAAACUGAAUUUCUUCGCUUGAAACGCUCUCGGCUCGGCGUCGAAGACUUCGAACCUCUCAAAGUUAUCGGCAGAGGCGCUUUCGGAGAGGUAAGACUCGUGCAAAAGAAGGACACCGGGCACGUGUACGCGAUGAAAAUUUUACGAAAAGCGGACAUGUUGGAGAAGGAGCAGGUAGCGCACGUCAGGGCCGAAAGAGACGUAUUGGUGGAGGCUGAUCACCAAUGGGUCGUAAAAAUGUAUUAUAGCUUUCAAGAUCCUAUAAAUCUGUAUCUAAUCAUGGAGUUUCUUCCAGGCGGUGACAUGAUGACACUGCUAAUGAAGAAAGACACGCUUUCCGAGGAGUGUACACAAUUUUAUAUUUCUGAGACUGCGUUGGCGAUCGAUUCUAUUCAUAAAUUAGGAUUUAUUCAUAGAGAUAUCAAACCGGAUAAUCUGUUGUUAGACGCGCGAGGUCAUAUAAAGCUUUCUGAUUUUGGAUUAUGCACGGGUUUGAAAAAAUCUCAUAGAACCGAUUUCUACAGAGAUCUUAGCCAAGCGAAACCUUCGGAUUUCAUGACGUCAUGUGGAAGCGGAAGCGGCGGAGCGAUGGAUAGUAAAAGAAGGGCAGAGAGUUGGAAAAGAAAUAGGAGAGCGUUAGCUUACAGCACGGUAGGGACACCCGAUUAUAUAGCCCCGGAAGUAUUUUUACAAACUGGUUAUGGACCUGCUUGUGAUUGCUGGUCUUUGGGAGUUAUUAUGUACGAGAUGCUCAUAGGAUAUCCUCCAUUCUGCAGCGAAAAUCCUCAAGAAACUUACAGGAAAGUUAUGAACUGGAGAGAGACUUUAGUUUUCCCACCAGAAGUUCCUAUUAGCGAGGAAGCUAAGGAUACCAUAAUCAGAUUUUGUUGCGAAGCUGAUAGAAGAUUAGGCGCGCAAAGAGGUAUCGAAGAACUUAAACUCGCCCCUUUCUUCCGUGGCGUGGACUGGGAACAUAUCAGAGAAAGACCUGCCGCGAUCCCAGUCGAAGUACGUUCCAUCGACGAUACUUCCAAUUUCGACGAAUUUCCAGAUGUGAAACUGGAAAUACGUAAGUGUACGAAACGUUUGUUCCACUUUAAAACGACGACGAUAGAAUAUUUGGUUAAAUUAAGAUUAAAUGUAAUUUUCUUUUCUUUUUUUUUUUUUUUUUCUUCUCUCUUUCCCCUCCCAACGAUCGCAGCAUCUGCACCAAUGCCUCAAGACGGAGAAGUAAUAUACAAGGACUGGGUGUUUAUCAAUUACACGUUCAAACGAUUCGAAGGAUUGACGCAACGAGGCACUCCGACUAAGAAAUAGCAACACUCUAUUUCUUGCUCGGUUUCAACCAGUCAGCAGCCUGACGCAACUGGAAUUCCGGCCUUGGUACAUAAUCCGUACCCUCCGUUGUCAUCAACGACAUCUCGAAUGGAUGGUUGAUUCGUUUUAUCUUUUGAAUACGGUCCAGUCAAUCAUCGGCAGCCAGUCGCUUUUACAUGUACAUAUAUACGUGACGAGAUGAGCGCGACGUAUACGUUGUACGUUGUCACAACAAGAUACGAAUGAAGAGGAAAAAGAAAAGAAAAGGGCAAAGGAAAAACGAACAUGGCAAAGAUUAUAAAAAGGGGAAAAAAAAAAAAGAAAGAAAAAUGUCGUGUUGUUUUUACAAAGAACGGAAAUGAUAAAUAUUCUGUAGACAAGCAGGUGCGAAAAUCGUUGCACAUGUGAUAAGGAAGAACCGACAUAUUUUCAUGCGCACUGUAACGUUUUUAGUGAUGUCACAACUAUAAAAUACGUUUGUUUUUUCGUUCUAUCGUUCUAUUCGUGAAUAUUCGUUUCCAUCCGAUCUUCGAUACGUAGCAUAAUAAGCUCUCUUUUCUCUAUUCUCCCUUUCUUUUUUCUCCCUCCCCCCUCCUUUUCUUUCUUUUUAUAGUGAAAAUAUUAAUGGUAAAAAACAAAGAUGGAGCCUCGGUCCCGUGAUUCUCGCAAAUCGUGUACAAAUUUUUCGUAGGACUUCUUUCGGUGUUUUUUCUCUCUCUCUCUCUCUCUUUCUCUCUUUCUCUUUCUCUCCUUUUUCGAACGAAGCACUGGUUUAGCUCUCGUUUCCAGCUCUCUUUUAAACGUUGUAUUUAUAGCUAGUACUGUGAUAUGAUAUUGUUUAAAAGUUUUGUAUACAAAUCACUGUUUUCUCUGUUAAUGAUUACUGAACUUUACGAAUGUUGUACUCUGUUCGAUUGUGCUCUUACGUUUCAUUCAAAAAAUUUAAAAAUUUGUUGGUAUAAAAAAAAGGAUAUUUUAUAUUUAUAUAUUUUUUGAGAGCUUUUGUCUGAGUGUUAUCUAUGAAUUGAUCGAAAAAAAAUAAUUGAUUAUAUGUUUAAUCGUAAUAGAUUUUGUUUAAUUUUUAUGUUGAAUGUAACAAUAUUAUAUGGAUAAUCGAAAACUUAUAUCGGUAUAUCGACAGAUAUUUUUUUAAUUUUUUAUUUACAUGUAAUUAAAUAUUUUCGCUAUGAAAACGCUGUAAUAUGGAAUAAUAAUCAAUCUGUAGGUGAUCGUGGCACAAGCUUUUGCGUAAUUUUUUGUGCUUUAUAGUUUUUUUGUAUCAAUAUACGAUGUAUCAUCAAAUAAAAUGUAUUGCAAUUAAUCGAUUAAUUGGUUAAGAGAAGAAAAAUACGAUGUAUAGAAAAUAAAUGGCGUGUAGAAGGAGAAUCAUACAAGGUACCGGGUCUCUUUCUUAUAAAAUAAUUACUUAUUUAUAAACGGUUUCGUUCGUGCCUGAGCAUUGUGAAAUUUGUAUAGCUUUAAAAGCAUCUUAAAAGAAUGUGAAAACGAAAAUCGAUUACAUUCGUAAAAUUCAGGGCUCCUUCGUUGCCUUAUUAAGGUUCCUAACACAUGUACAUGCGCAGCCCAAUUCAGAAACUACAAAAUGCGAGAACGAGAGAAAUUUACGGCGCUGGGUAAAGCAUAGUGAAUAAUCGAACACAACAAAGAGGGAAACGUUAAUCAAGAGAUAAUCGAUGUAAUCUAGUGGUUGAUGUAUAUAUCUUUUAUAGUAAUUUUACAUUAAUUAAAAAUAGAAAUCUAUAAUUA
This is a messenger RNA of Apis cerana (Asiatic honeybee), 6439 nucleotides long. It is a transcript of the gene trc, whose product is annotated as Serine/threonine-protein kinase tricornered. Gene Ontology annotation, molecular function: protein serine/threonine kinase activity; ATP binding. Gene Ontology annotation, biological process: protein phosphorylation. The record is from RefSeq and is a predicted model, not a curated record. Lineage: Eukaryota; Metazoa; Arthropoda; Insecta; Hymenoptera; Apidae.